Molecule: messenger RNA, 276 nt
Organism: Entamoeba invadens IP1
Lineage: Eukaryota; Evosea; Mastigamoebida; Endamoebidae
Exons: 2
Coding region: 1-276 (91 amino acids)
Source: RefSeq, a predicted model, not a curated record
AUGGAAUACCCAACAAUAAAAGCCCAUCACAUUCAAAACGUUUUUUGGUGGAGUGACAACGAGUCAACGUGGGAGAAGAAAGAAGACUUGGAAAAUAGCGAAUACAAGCCACUCAUUACAAAGUAUACCAAGGAGUUUUCACACUCGGACAUUCCCCUUAAAAUUAUAGGUAAAUCACUUCUCAAUGACACGCUAUUUGUUCGGUGGAGAGACGGGUCUUAUCAAUUCACCUCUGAUGUCGGUUUAAUAUAUGACUAUCCCGAGUUAUGCAUUUAA